Messenger RNA from Chanos chanos (milkfish), 1635 nucleotides. RefSeq names its product nuclear factor 7, ovary. Gene Ontology annotation, molecular function: protein binding; zinc ion binding. The record is from RefSeq and is a predicted model, not a curated record. NCBI's taxonomy places the organism in Eukaryota, Metazoa, Chordata, Actinopteri, Gonorynchiformes, Chanidae. The transcript is spliced from 6 exons. Bases 1 to 1635 code for a protein of 544 amino acids.
AUGGAGCUUUCAGAAGAGAAGUUAAAAUGUCCUAUUUGUGUGGACCUUUUUACGGAGCCUGUGCUUCUGCCAUGUGGGCACAAUUUCUGUCGCACUUGUAUCCGGGUGGUUUGGAACAUGGAUGAGUCAAAAGAAAGCCCUGCUGGUCCUCUUUUCUGCCCAGAAUGCCAGAUUUUUCUACCCUCAGACCUGAAGCUUGAGAUCAACGUUGACCUCCAGAGACACGCGCAGGACUUUGCUGCCCGAGAACCUAUCACGGAGCAAACGCAGAUGUCGGAUGAAUCUUCAAAAGUCAUGUGUGAUCACUGUCUGGAGAGAGCGGCGGUAGCUGUGAAAAGCUGCCUGAACUGCGAUGCCUCCCUAUGCCUGGCGCACACCCUCGUGCAUCAGCAGAAAGAGGCUUUGCGGGGACACACUCUAAUCGAAGUGACAGAGGACUUGGUGUCCUUUAAAUGCAGGGAGCACAGUGAGGAGCUGAAGCUGUUCUGUCAGGAGGAUCAAGCUGCUGUAUGCUCUCUCUGUGUGGUUGUUGGUACACACAAGAACCAUCAGGUUAUCCAGCUACCGGAGGCCUGCUCUGACUUCAAGAAAGUGCUGGAGGCAAAUGAAGCAGUGCUAUUGGAGAGGAGAUGCACGGUUGAAUGUGCUAUGAAGGAUUUGGAGCCCCUGUUUUCAGGGGUUAUGAGUUCUGCUCAGGCGUGCAGAGCGAAGAUAGCAGAGAAAUACCAACAAAUAAAGGCCCAGAUUGAGGAUGAUGAGAAACUCAUGAUGAGUGUGUUGGAAGCGGAGGAGUUAUACACUAAGAAGUGGUUGAAGACAAAGAGAGAGUGUUUGGAGUACCACAUUAGAGAUACCAAUGCUCUAAUGAGUACCAAUCAGACUCUCAUUCAAGAAACAAAUAACCUCAAACUCUUGCAGGUGGACAGAGAAUGCUGUGCUUCAGAGAGAAUGAGGACUGUGGAGCACUUGGUUGAUCAGUUGCAUGAAGCUGUCUUUCAAAGCUCUCAUCGAGUUUGGUCAUAUCUCCGAGCAAUAACUUUAAACCCAGAGUCAGCGCAUCCCAAGCUUGAGGUGUUGGCAGACGGGUUGGAAGUGCGCUGGGGCAAGCAGACGACUCAGGAGAAGAGAGAUAGCGAGCAGUUGAACUCCCAGUACAGUGUGCUGGCCAGCCAGUCCUUCUCCAGUGAUUCACACUACUGGGAAGUGGCUGUUUGGGAGAAACCUUACUGGCUCAUUGGUGUGGCAUAUGGACCACAAUACAGAACAGGGGAACAGGAUCUCUGUUUGUCCAACGAGACUAAUGAGGUGUUUUGUUACAUCUACCACGGCAAUGGCAAAUAUCUUGCCUGUCAUGAUUCAGUAGAGACCGUGUUGAAGGUGAGAAAGAGAGUUCAAAAAGUUGGCAUAUGGGUGAAUCUCCAGAAGGGGGAGCUGUUGUUCUACGAUGCAGACACUCUGACGGUGCUACACUCUUUUUCAGUCAAGUUCCUGGACGCCAUCUAUCCUACGUUCAAUCCAUGCCUUGAUUUGAAUGACCAGAACAGACAACCCCUCAUCUUAGUCCACCUAAGAGGUAUUCCUGAGGCUCCUGCUUCAGUAGAGAUCACUUUUCAGGUGAGCAAACGCAUUCUUUGA